Messenger RNA from Suillus bovinus, 1013 nucleotides. RefSeq lists its product as uncharacterized. The transcript has 3 exons. Lineage: Eukaryota; Fungi; Basidiomycota; Agaricomycetes; Boletales; Suillaceae. The coding region runs from base 272 to 895 and encodes 207 amino acids. The record is from RefSeq and is a predicted model, not a curated record.
UGUUGAAAACGUCGCUUGCUGCGUUUGCGCCGCACCGCUAGCUAUAUAUCCUCUACGAAUUGCCUUGGCGCUGGCUUCUUUUAAAGUUCUUUUGUUGGUCCACAGGCAAUUGCUCUCUCGAUUGCCUUCCUGCAUCAUUUUGAACUCUCGGGUAUAUAUCUAGGGCUAUGUUCGUCCCAUCAUCCCAACAAACCAGCCCCGCCGCGUCUUCUGAUAGAUUGACGAAACCUACCUCUAUCACUUGAAGAAUCUCUCUCAACCACGAUCUAAAAUGUCUACCUCUCCCAUAAUCUCCAGCGUCUCUGGCAACUGGCGCAAGACUUCCAUAUCCUCAGUUGACAUUGAUCUUGAGGCACAAACCGUUACUGGGGCACGCGCCUCCUUCACCCUUCCCACUGCCAUCCAGGCAGCUUAUUCUGCUGCUACCCCUACGCACACACCUCAGCAGAAUGACAAUAUUACAGACCUGGUGGAUGUCUUUUUCGGGGUGACUCGCACCCGUGCGACUCGCGAGAGUCGUCAUGACUUAUACGUCGCUCCUAGUCGCAUUUCCGUGGCUUUAGAUGAAGAAGCGCCUCCUCCAUAUGCAGAUGCCACUGAGCCUCCAGCGUACGGCUACACUCCUGCAGAGCCUGUGACGCUUGCUAUGUAUCUGUUCAAAUGUGGAUUCUGUUUCCCACUCUUCUGGGCACUUGGAGCAAUCAUUCUGCUCUUGCCACUCGAGGCCCCUCCCGAUUUUGAACCAACGAAACCCGAGGAUGAGCGCCAGGAGUUGAUCCGCAUCAUGAGAGAUGUUGAGAUCAAGUGGGCUAAAAAAUCUGCUUGGGCACUCCUUAUCUUCCUCGUCAUGAUUGGCAUUAUCGUUGGGGCUAUUGUUGGUGUCUUGAGAUCAUAAGCAUUCGACACACGCCCACCUUUCCCCACACGACUAUUUUAUUCCCUCAAAGACCACUGCAUGAUUUCAUUUCCGUCUUCAUACGUCAUUUCAACGUCCUGAGGCUGGCCUCAGGUCA